This is a messenger RNA of Trachemys scripta elegans, 2815 nucleotides long. RefSeq names its product phosphatidylinositol glycan anchor biosynthesis class W (gene PIGW). The transcript is spliced from 2 exons. The record is from RefSeq and is a predicted model, not a curated record. Lineage: Eukaryota; Metazoa; Chordata; Testudines; Emydidae. Gene Ontology annotation, biological process: GPI anchor biosynthetic process; protein localization to plasma membrane. Gene Ontology annotation, molecular function: glucosaminyl-phosphatidylinositol O-acyltransferase activity. Bases 611 to 2131 code for a protein of 506 amino acids. Gene Ontology annotation, cellular component: membrane; endoplasmic reticulum.
UGGGUCUUUUAAUAACAGUGUUUUGCUUUUCUACUGAAUAUCUUGCAUCCCAGGAUCUUAAAAUAUUUUACAAUCUUUAAAUAAUUAAGCAGCAGAAAAUCCUCAUGAUAUAGAUCAAUAAACCCCUAGAAUGGAUUGGAAGAGAUUUCUGGAAAAGAGUGGAAAAGCGGUAAAUAUUUGGGUUGCACAUAAAGAGGGAUGGUAGAGAGAUAUUCCACACCUGCACAACUCUCUAAUCAAAAACAUUUUAUCUAGUGGCAAAUAAUCAGGUAUUAUCUUUUAUAUGAGUAGAAAGUAAGGUGUGGCUCCUCCCUGCAUUUGUUUUUCGUGGUGGCAGCUCUAUACUAAGUAGAGAAGAGGUUUAUUAGCCUACUUAGUAUGUUGAAUCAGGCAAUGAAGGAAACCAGACUGGUUCCCUUAAUGGUGAAAAUGUCUGGAGGAAACAGAGUCCUCAUUUACCUCUCUAGAUUUGGGUUUUGGCAGGCUAUCACCGGAAGUAAAAGCAAGCAGCAGAGAGAGUGAAACUAAUGGUAGGUUGCAGAGACAGGGAGGAAGAACUUCAUUUAACAAGCAAAUUCUCUUCUGCAUAGAGAACGCUCAUGGAAGAAGAAUGUCACAAAAGCUGCUGAAAGAAGCCUUUAUCAGUAACUUAAAUGGAACGAGUUUGCUGGAAAUUUCGAUCGGUUUAACUCUAGCUCCACUGUGUCUAGCUUGCAGAGGGUUGCUGUUAAUUUUGUAUAAUCUGUGCAAUGGAAGACCUUUACAGUCAAGGAAAUAUCAUCUACUACUAGACUUUACAGUGCUAGUAGCUCCUUUUGUGCUUGGCUGUACAAUUUUGUCCCCUGUCCUCCCUCUUUUGCCAAUAACUAUUGGGGCCUUCUGUGCGGGCUUAUUCUAUAAAAUAUACAACAGACGAAAUCAUUAUAUCAGGACUCCUUUUAAGAAAAUCAUACAUGAUUUCCUGAAGACUAGCUUAGAACCAGACUACAUUCCAUCAAUAACUGUGUUUCGUGUUUACGUCAACGUGUUAACUGCAAUCAACAUUCUAGCAGUGGAUUUUCCACAGUACCCCAGACGGUAUGCUAAAACUGAGACCUAUGGAACAGGAGCUAUGGAUUUUGGAGUGGGAGCUUUUAUUUUUGGUAAUGCUCUUGUUUGUCCUGAAGUUAGACAAAAAACAGGUGUGGUGCAAUCCAAAUUCUCCUGUCUAGCAAGACAGUCAUUAUCUGUUUGGCCUUUAGUUUUUCUUGGCUUGGGACGACUGAUCAGUGUUAAAGCUGUAGAAUAUCAUGAACAUUUUUCAGAGUAUGGAGUGCACUGGAAUUUUUUUUUCACUUUGGCAAUUGUGAGAAUGACAGCAUCACUACUUUUAACUCUAUUUCCAACCAACAAAUCAUGGAUUGUUGCUAUGAUUCUUGCUGUAUUUUAUCAGCUUGUUCUUGACACUACCCAUCUGAAGAUGUUUGUUUUAUAUGGGAGUGAUGGCAAAGAUACAAGGGUUGGAUUUUUAAAUGCUAACAGAGAAGGAGUGUUCUCUCUUUAUGGAUAUCUGGCUAUCUAUAUGGCUAGUGUGCAAGUGGGGUUAUAUUUGUUAAAGAAGAGAACUUUAGUCAAGGACUGGAUUGAAGUAAUAUGUUUCUUUCUGCUAACAGUUUUUACACUCUUUAUAUUUCUUCAUAUGUCUCAAGUUUAUGUAGAGCCUGUGUCCCGCAGAAUGGCUAAUCUGUCUUUUUGCAUCUGGAUAGUUGCUCAGUGCCUGACAUUUUUAAUCUGUUUUUUAGUAACUGAUCUUAUUUUGGUGUUUACAAAACUUCUGGUAAAUGGGUCUAGAGUGCCUUGCUGUUGGAAUUUUACACAACCACUUAAUACAAAUACAAAGCACGAUUCAGAGCCCACAUCUAUUAAAAGAGAGAGAAAGUCACUUAGUAUUUGCAUAAUUAAUGCUAUUGAUAAAAAUCAGUUAGUUUUUUUCUUGCUAGCAAAUGUUAUGACUGGCAUAGUGAAUAUGACGAUAGAUACAAUCCACAGCAAUACCUCAUUUACCUUAUUUGUGCUACACUUGUAUAUGUUUACUAACUGUUUAAUUAUGUAUAUAUUGCACACACAAAAUAUAUUAUUAAAAUACUGGUGACUAUUGAAACUACUUGUGUUCUAGUACUUUGUAUCUUAAGUGUACAAGUAAAAUUUCUAUUUUGCUGAACAUUAUUGUUAGCCAUGCUCAAGUGAUUGUUUUAAUGGAAAAUACAAAUUUUGUCUUAGAUUUAUUUCUGUGCAAACACGUUGAUUUGUAGUAUACUGUGUAUUUAUAAUUUAUAUCUAGGCUUGGCAGGAUUCAGUGUUGAAUAUUUUUUUUAAGCAUUUUUCCUAUGUUUACCAAUUUUUAAAUUUCCAGGUGUGCAAAACUAUGGGUUUUAAGCAUUUUUUUUUUUUGUAUUUUUAUCUAUUUAAAUUUUCAGUUGUGGGAAAUUAUGGAGGUCAGACAAUCAUUUAACGAUAAUAGACGUUGAGACUCAAGAAGUUAAAGCUUUAUAGCCAUUAAUGCACAAAUUAUCAAAAUAACAUCAGAAUAUACUAAGUAAAUAUCCUUAAAUCAAACUCUAAGUUUUCAAGCAGCAUUUUUCUUACUAUGCCUUUCUGGAAAUUUCAAAUAUUAUUGAUGGAAAUAUUUUUUGUUGUUGAUUUGUGUGACAGUGAAAUUGACAUUUAUCGGGGGGAAAAAAAAUCCUUCCUAGCCUAUUUUUACCAAAUGAUAUCAUCACCCAGUGAAAUUUAUGGGAAAUAUAACACUUUUUUUAAAAUAAACACCUUACUUACA